AACUCUCCUUAUAGGAACUCUAGUAUUGGAGUGCGUUGGGGGUGAAUAGGAGCGCACUCGGGGCAUAUGACGCGAAGAGACCCUUAACCUUAAUGGUUUCAUGAGUUUCACAUGAAUUGUUAUUUAUUAAUACGCUCUUGGGUUUAUAUCUUCAAAACGGUAAGAAAAAAGGUAGUAGAUAGCAAUUGAACUCAAAUUAUAGAUUAAUGUAAAUAAAAUUUUGAAGAAAAAAAGAGAAGCAAAAGGUUAAAAAUUUUUGUCCAAUCAAUAAAUUACAAUUUAAAUGCCAUGGCUAGAUUUAAGAAAUGCACGGAAAAAGAUAUAUCUGUGUUACUUGAAACAAGUUCAGAUUCAAGUGAAGAUUUAGACAAGUCCUAUGUUCCAACAAAGACCACAGACGAUGAUUCUCUUUCUGAUUCGGAUAAAAUUCUGAACAACAAUAAACACUUCUUAUUACGAACUAAUGCAUUGCAAAAAGAACAGGCCUCAUUGCGUCUAAAAUUGAGGCGCUCUACAGAACAGAGUAUGUACAAAAUAGACACUGAAUCUGAUGAUGAAAAACCUAAGAGAUUAACCAGAAAUACAAAACGCCAUUUGAAAAGUUUGCAGGAAAAUCAAAUGCCACGCAAGGGCACAAGAAUGAUAAAGUUACCUAAAAGAUACUCAGAAUAUGAAUAUUAUUCUCCUAAAUCACAAACAUCUGUUUUACAGAAAGAUCAAAUUAAUUAUAACGAGAAGACACUAUUUUUAGAUUCAUUAGACACUUGUAAUACAAGAAAACAAAAAAUUAAUAAACAUGUAAAAAUCAACAUGCAAAAAAGUGAUAACGAUCACAGUUCAGAUUGUGUUUGUGUUGAUUUCAUUCCAAAAACACCGUCCACAAGAUCAAAAAUAAAAUUUAAAAAACAAAAUUGUGCUCAUUUUGUGGAACAUGUCAAUAAUGAUGCUACUCCUAAGGUUUACAGAACUAGAUCGAAAUAUGAAUCUUCCUCUGUAAAUAAAGAAUCAAAAAAAGAUAAUGUAGAUAAAUCACAAAGUAACAGAAUACAUUUUGAGACAAAAAAAAAUGUUUCACUCGAAGAUACUCUUAAAAGAUUGAAAAUUGAGAAAAAUUGCAAGACUAUUUUAACUGUGUCUAAUAAAUGUGAAUCAAUAUGCAAAGAUGAGAGUAAGAAUAAAACUGAUAAGAUUGAAGUUGUACACAAAGUUAAUAAACAUUUAUCUGUAAAAACUAAUCAAAGGAAUCCUGAUGCUAUCGAAUCAUCAGUGUUACAGAAUGGUUUGAGCACUCCAAAGGUUCGUGUGUCGUUGAAACAAGGUUCAUUGACACCAUCCAUGAAAAUGAGAACUGAUAUCUUAGCUAAACCAAUUACACCAUUGCAAGAAAUCAGAACUAGAUUGCACGUUAGUGCAGUGCCUAAAUCAUUGCCUUGCAGAGAGGAAGAGUUUAAUAACAUUUAUACAUUCAUAGAAAGCAAGCUAAUGGACAAAAGCGGAGGGAGCAUUUAUAUAAAUGGUGUACCAGGUACAGGAAAAACUGCUACUGUAAAUGAAGUUGUCAAAUGUUUAAAGAGAUCUGUGGAGAAAGAUAAAUUAGACUAUUUUGAUUUUGUUGAAAUUAAUGGGAUGAAAUUAUCUGAGCCUAGACAGGCCUACGUGCAGAUUCUGAAGCAAUUAUCUGGUAAAAUUCUAACAUGGGAACAAGCAUAUAAUAUGUUAGAAAAGAAAUUUAAUAACAAUACUAAGAGGCCAAUGACAUUGCUACUUGUAGAUGAGCUUGAUUUAUUAUGUACAAAACGACAGGAUGUAAUAUAUAAUCUGUUGGACUGGCCUACAAAAGCUUCUGCUCGAUUAGUAGUUGUUACAAUUGCCAAUACUAUGGAUCUUCCAGAAAGAGUUUUAAUGGGUAGAGUCACGUCGCGAUUAGGUCUUACCCGAGUAACUUUCGAACCAUAUAAUUAUAAACAAUUGUAUGAGAUAGUAUUAACCAGGCUUAAAAAUACCGAUAUUUUUGAAAAUGAAAUUAUACAAUUGAUUGCACGUAAGGUGUCCGCAGUAUCAGGCGACGCUCGUCGCGCUUUGGACAUUUGUCGUAGAGUGGCAGAAAUUACUGAAACACGCAAUAAUAGUACAGUGAGCGUACAAGAUGUAAAUGACGCUCUGUCAGAGAUGAUAAUAAAUCCAAAAGUUCAAGCGAUAAAACAUUGUUCAAAAUUUGAGCAAAUAUUCUUGCAAGCUGUAUGUGUAGAAGUCAAACGAAUUGGUGUGGAAGAAGUUUGUUUCAUAAAUGUUUAUAGGCAGUUUGACUCUUUAUGUUCUUUCGAUGGUCACAAAGCUCCUAAUAUUACUCAAACUCUUGAUAUUUGCGCAAAAUUAGGUGAUUAUAGACUAUUGAUAUGUGAAUAUUCAGGAAGCGAUAUACAUCAGAAAAUUUUAUUGAAUAUAUCAAAGGACGAGAUGCAUUAUGCAUUGCAGAAAGUUAAUUCUGAUUAAAAGAUAUUCAAGAUUUGAAUAAAUAUCCUUGAUUUUUUACUAACUUAAUUUAUAUUAGUUUAACUUUAUUAUGUAAAGAACUUGUGCAAAUAAAUCUUGACAAAUUAUAACAUUAUAAUUUACUAAUUUCUAGCUCAAAUCUAUUUUCUUGUAAUAUUGCAAUGUUUUUCAAUUUACUGGAUAUUAAAUGUGGAUUUAAGUUUG
Monomorium pharaonis (pharaoh ant) is the source of this 2697-nucleotide messenger RNA. It is a transcript of the gene Orc1, whose product is annotated as origin recognition complex subunit 1. Lineage: Eukaryota; Metazoa; Arthropoda; Insecta; Hymenoptera; Formicidae. Gene Ontology annotation, cellular component: nuclear origin of replication recognition complex. Gene Ontology annotation, biological process: mitotic DNA replication checkpoint signaling; DNA replication initiation. The transcript is spliced from 6 exons. The coding region runs from base 289 to 2493 and encodes 734 amino acids. Gene Ontology annotation, molecular function: ATP binding; DNA replication origin binding; ATP hydrolysis activity. The record is from RefSeq and is a predicted model, not a curated record.